Molecule: messenger RNA, 6008 nt
Organism: Chilo suppressalis (striped riceborer)
Lineage: Eukaryota; Metazoa; Arthropoda; Insecta; Lepidoptera; Crambidae
Source: the annotation of a GenBank genome assembly
GUUGAUUGAAGGACUUUGUUGUAUCCAGGUCAUGAAUAAAUUAAAAAAAAAACUGCUUGUUGAUGUUUCGGUUUUGAUUGUUCUGAAAUGCCGCCAAUUUUUAUUGAAGGUAUCAUAUUUCUUCUGUUGUUGUGUAUUAAUCUUAAUUAAUUUAAUAAUUGCUUAGGGACAACUUGUUAGUUAUGAUUUUGUAUUACUUGUGAGGUUGCUGGAGUUUGCUGUACAUGGAUUACAACUGGUGAUGUCCACUUUAUUAUAUUCAGUUAAUCAUCUGGAAAUAAAUAAUAGCCAAUCCUCUAAAACAUUUAAUAAUAACAAGAUAAAACACAUUUUAAAAUCUAAGGAGAACAUAAUUCAACACAAAUACCGUAAAGAGCUCAAAAGAAAGUUGAAAAAAUACAGACUACGUCCAGAUGGCCACGAAGAUCAAGAAGUUUUAGAUGUAUCAAAAAUAUUGGUUUCAUCUCUUAGGAUCAAGUCACCAAAUAAUAAAGAAGAGUCUGGUCAAGUGGACUAUGUUUUACAAAAUGAAUUGAGACCUAAAAAUUACCUAUUUAAAAUGGGUAGGCGAAAGCAGAUUCUUACUAAGUCUGAGUCCGACAUUCCCAUUGCUAAUAAUAAUAAAAUAAAUGAAGCCAUGCUAAGUGCUUCUACUUCAAACCAACAUGUAGAGAAAAUGGAAAAGAUUAAAAAUAGAAGUAAAUUAGUAACCAAUGUAAUGAAUGACUAUGAUUUUAUAUCAUCUAAGGAAAAUAAGAAAAAAGAGACAAAUGCAUUUAAGUUACUGAUGGAAUCUCGAAACAAGAGCAUUGGUAGUAAUUCCCCUGGGAAAGAUAAAGUUCUUACAGAAGUUGAAGAUCAAGAUUCUAUUGAGAAAAGGAAUGUAAAGGUCAAAAGAACUUUGCUUUUACAAAAAAUGGCAGAAGCUAAAGGAUCACUAAAAAAUAAGGAAGUUGAAGAAAUCCAAGAAAAAAUUAUCAAGGAUCAGAUGGAAAAGAGAGCUGAAAGGUUAAAGAGUUUGAUUCUACGAUAUGAAUCAAAACCUACAUCUAAAAUAAAGAAAAAAAAAAUUAUAGAAACAGAAUUAAUGAAACUUUCUCCCAAGAUUGAUGAAGACCAAGUAUCUCAUAAACGUAAGUUGAGUCUAGUUGACUUAUUUCAAGAUUCUGUAAUAGAAAAACCUGCUACAAAAUAUGUUUCUGAAGAAGAAACAGAGUUUUUAAAAAAAUUAUCUCCAUCAUUAAAAAAAAAGGAAAAUAUGUUGUCCUAUUUCAAGAAAAUUGAGAAAGACGAUAGUUCUGCUAAUGAAGAUCAUCAAAGUGAUAAUGUUAUAAUCAAAGUUAAAUUAAAUUCAAAAUCUAAGAAGAAAAUAAAGAAAAAGAAGUUAAGUUUAAAUAAAGAAUCAUGUGAUGAUGUGAAAUUAAUUGAUCCUAAUGAUUCAGUUAACAUGAAAGAUGCUUGUACAGUGACAGUAUUUCCUGAUGAAAACAACACUACAAUUAUAAAAGAAAAGAAUGUCAAUAAGCAUAUUGUAAAUCCUGAAGUAGAGGUAGAGAGGCCUCGACGAAAUAUAAAAAGACCAGCUAAAUAUACUGAUGAAGUUUUAAUUUCUAGUUCUGAUGAAGAACUUCACAUCUUUACUCCAAAGAAGAAGAAACGGUCAGAGCCUAAAAUCGAUUAUGAUUACGAAGGUAAUGAUGAAAUCAAACAAAAUUUAGCUUCGGAAAUCAAAAGAGAAACCAGGGAAGUAACUAAAUCUAAAGUUGAAUCCGGCAAGCAAAGUUAUGAUAAACUCAAACCAAAGUUGCCUUUGAAAGUAAAAAAGGAAGCCAGAGAAGAAACUAAAUCUAAAUUCAAAAUAAAGUCUGGUGAUCAGCAAAAGAAGCCAACUAAAUUAGCCCCUAUUUUCAAUACAAAACUACAAUUGGAUGUAGCAGCUCUCGAAGCUAAGCAAAGGUUUCUAAGUAGUGGUGUUCCAGAUAAAUUAAAGAAGGUAAUUGAAAAGCAAAAUAAUAUAAAAUUUGGAUCCACCAUUUUUGACACUGUUGUUCAUAUACAGCAAAUUGAAACUUCUUUGCUAAAAGCAAAUGCAAUAGAUUAUAACAUAAUUAGUUCUGAUGAUGAUUUUGAGUGUUUAUGGGAUGCUAAAGAUUUAUUUAAAAACUUGUUGAGUUAUGAAAAUCAGCAUAAUAAAAUAAGAAAUUUCAAUGAGAUAUCAACUGAAAACGAAAUACAAAAAGUUUUACUUAACAUAAAAAAGGAAUAUCCUAAAUUUCCAGUUUAUCGUACAUAUAGAUUGCUAAAGGAUAAAAAUAGGGGAGAGUACAGAGACAACAGUUUUCUUGAUCUUGAUAAUAGUGUGGAAAUAAUAAAUGGAGUGAUUGAUGUGGGCAUUGAUAGUCCCGAUCGACUAAAUUGGACUGACAAAUACAAGCCUAUGAUGUCAAAAGAAAUAAUAGGUAAUUUCGAAACUACCAAAGAGUUAAAAAAAUGGUUGGUUUCAUGGACUGAAAAUGAUGUUAAAAGUAAAAAACACAAUAGUAUUGAUUCUGACUCAUCUGAUUUCUAUUAUUCAGAUACUGACAGUAAAGAUAGUGUGAAAGUAACCAACAAUCUUCUUAUAUUGAAUGGCCCAGUGGGGAGUGGUAAAACAUCGAUUGUGUAUGCCGUAGCUAUGGAAUUAGCUAUAAAAGUACUAGAAGUAAACGCCAGUAGCAAAAGGACUGGAAAAAUCAUGUUACAAGACUUACAGGAAGCUACACAGUCUCAUAAAGUUAAUAGAGGAAAGGGUAGCAGUCAAGAAUAUUCUCAAAAAUCACAAGAGGCAAUUCAAGUAGAAAUCUCGGCAAAGACUAAAAAGCGUGGCAGACCGAAAAAGUCUCUAGAGAAAUUAUCAAAAAAGAUUGAAAGUGUUUGUAAAAAUGAAGUGUCAAGUCAACCACUGAGUCAAGAUAGUACUCGAACUUGCAUGUCUCUUAUUCUCAUUGAUGAUGCUGAUAUAGUGUUUGAGCAGGACGAUGGAUUUUGUUCUGCAAUUGUUCAAUUAGUUCACUGUUCUAAGCGUCCUGUUAUCUUAAUUACGACAUCAACUACAUGUUCACAUUUACAAAGGUUUAUACAAACAGCAAAAAUUAUUAACACUUACCCUUUGCAACCUAGAAUGUUAGGAACUUGGUUAGAUAUUCUGUGUUUAGUAGAAAAUAAUAUUUGUAGUCCUGGAAUGGGAGCACACUUGCUGAACUAUUUUCAUGGGGAUAUAAGAAAAACUAUAAAUUAUCUGCAGUUUUACUUCACAAAAGUUGCUUUGACAAAUGAAAAAACUCAAGCUCGAUGCAAUGACUUAAAGUUGAAUGUAGAUGAUGAAAAUUCAGGCAUGUCUUGGUCUGAUAGAGAAGUUAAAGAAGAAAAUAAUGAUAUUUUGAGUGCAAAUUCUGAAAACAUUGACAGCCUAACUUGGUAUUUAUCCUACGAAAAAAAAAAUUUACUCCAUUUUGAAUUUCCUAUUAAACUAUUCAACAUGUGGUGGAAUCUGCCACGGUUUUUAAAUGUACCUUUAGAUGAUGUCCAAGUAAAAGAAAUAACAGAACAAAAACAUUUCAAACAAAGUAAAAAGUCUUUGGAAAUGCUGGCAAUAUCAAGUGCACUUGAUGCAAUUUCUGUAUCAGAUUAUUUUCGAAGGAGACAUUUUGAUAAUGAUAUUUCAGAUCCACCAUGGCUUAACAGAGAACAAGAUAGUGUUUCAGAACAGGAGGCAUUAGAUGAUUACAAUAAAUGUGAAAUACUAGUGGAUGAAAUUUCACAUGCUAUAGUAGCAGGAUCCAUAGUGCAUUUUCAGAAAACAUUAGCCAUUGACCAUGAUAAUAAUUUACAAAUUCCAGGCAUGAAUGUUCAGAGAGAUAGGAACAAGACAAUUUCCCGACAUAAUAAGUUGACAAACUUUUUGAACUCAUCUGCUGCGUUGGAUCGAAGAGGACUCGGACUUGAUUAUUGGUCAAGUUGUCGUACUAUAUGUCGUAUAGAAAAAACUAAAACGGAUACUAAUCUUAAAAGGAAUAAUCGUUACUGUCAUUAUCUUAAGUCUUUAAAUGUUUUGUGUAACAAUGAUUAUUUUGAUAAUCUUAGUAAGGGUUUAUGCCUUCGCAAAGAUUGAAUUUCUUGGAGUUGUAUUUAUUCCUGUUUUAUUGAAAUUUGUAUCGAUUCGGGCACGAUUAUCCAAACUUAAAACUAAAAUUGGUCUUCACUUUUCAUUCUGUGUACAGAAUGACAAGAAUAGUGAUCUCAAAUUUAAUUUUAAGUUAAGAGAACCGGGCCGAAAUCGGCACUAUUUUAUAUUUAUGUUGUAUGUAGUUAAUGUAGAAUGGUUUCAUCAAUUACUGUUAUUACUUAUUAAAAAUAAUUUUAUGCUUCGUAGGCACGUGAUUUCUUUUAUAUUAAAUUAAAACUUCUUCGUGUAUUAAAUGAUACUUUAAUUUAGUAUAAAAGUUGCGGCCCCACUUUGAGGAGUCAAUUUAAUUUAUAGUAGCCCAAGCGAGGAUUUUUGGAUUUUCUCAAGCGCGGCAGAAUAGCAUAAGGAGGGUAACCUUGUACCUUAUGAAAUACUCGCACCAUACUUGAGCCCUUUAUAUCGGGUCAAACGUCUAGGGCAGCAAAAAGAAUCAAUUAACGGCCAUGACUUUUGGUUGCGUCCAAAAUUCCUAAUUGUCAGUCUUUUGACAAUAGGAGCUCCUGGACGGUUCACGUAACAUUCCUUCUUAAUGUCUGAUGCGCUCGAUUUUUUUCCAAUAUUCUACCCUUUCGUACGGCGGCGACCCCCACACCAUGCAAACCCGCAGAUUAAUAUUUUUUCCGUCAUCAGAAACGGUACCCCUCCAGAAGCUUCUAUUUCAAAAACUGGCGAUUUGGAUGUGACCAAAAGUCAUAGCCAUGUGUUGAAUUUUUAUUAAGCGGCCUUAUAUGUUCGGCCCUACAUUAAGGGCUCAGUUAUUGUGAGACUACUUCACAAGGUGGUAUUUUGUUAUUUGCCCUUAUUGUUACCGACACUGCAAACUCUCACAGGAAACCGUAGUUCGUGUGUCCUCUAGCGGCGAUCGACUCUGUCACCGGCCGCUACCUCCGCUGGUACAACUCGUUGCUUGUUUUCAGUCAGUUUCAUGAUUGCCUAUUGCGAUGGGCAUUGAUGAAAAAACAUCUUUGCUGGUUGCAUUGAUUAUAAGAUAUAAUUGUGUCUUCAACUGACGACGUUUAGUUUUCUGAUAUAUACCGACACUGAACACAUUUUGAUCGUCAAGGAGUAUGUGUAAAGUGGAAGUAACUGAACAAAAAAAUGCAUAUAUUCAGCAGUAUUGCUUCUAUAGACAUAGACUUAAAUAAAAGCAUCGUAUCUUUUUUCAGCAGGAGAACCUGAAUGACAAAGGAAUUCAAGGCGAUUUUCUUUUUUUUGACAAUCUUGCUUCGCAUUUAUGAGAAAGAACUCUUUACUUCUUAUGAAUUUAUUUCCAUGAAUUGAUAUUUAGAAUUUACGGCAUAGCAUCACUUACCCAAUGUUAAAGAAUAUUGUAACUCCACAUUCAACUUUUUUUACGAGGCUACAGUUCCGGCUUGAAAAUCUUAAUCACCAAAAGCUUUUCUACUCCAAUAAAGUCUGAAAAUAUUUUGUACUUACAAAUGUUCAACGAACUAAUAAAUAUUAUUUUUAUACGUUCAUGACCCCCCAUAUUGUAGAUGUCUUAUUAUAUAUUAACUUUAUGAACUUAUUUGGUUGUUAAUUAUAGUAGUAUAUCUCGAUUAGCAAUUUUUUUGUUUAUCAAUAAUAAUAAUAAUAAUAAUAAACUUUAUUUCUCUCCACAAUCUUAUACAUGCUUCAUGAGUAACAGAUUAAAAAACUUAGGUCUAAGAUUGUGAGAGACUGGUGACCAAACUAAGCUGACGCCUGUGUCUCAGUGCACCAGCCUCUCCCCGCUUAAGAAAGUGUUCAAGCAAAAAAAAAGGAGAACAACGAUAAAAUCUAA